Messenger RNA from Nerophis lumbriciformis (worm pipefish), 1798 nucleotides. RefSeq names its product armadillo repeat containing 1 (gene armc1). Gene Ontology annotation, molecular function: protein binding; metal ion binding. The record is from RefSeq and is a predicted model, not a curated record. Lineage: Eukaryota; Metazoa; Chordata; Actinopteri; Syngnathiformes; Syngnathidae.
AUCUGUAAAGCGGCGAGUCCGAAUAGCUAAAACAAACCGAACGUGCCACAAAACACAAACAGUAUGCACAGCUGCUAGCUUAAACGGGCAUUGUCGAGAAAGGCGCAGGCCCUCAGCGUUAAUGAAAUUAGAUUAUUAGGGGCUGCUUUUAAACUGGCACGCUGUCUGCCGGCACGCCAUUAUUGCGUCUUGUGUAACUGAGCUUUCCAACUGUUGUCUCAUGGUUUCGCCGAAAACUGACUGAAAGGGUGGAGGCUGUUUGGAUGUGUAAGGCUCUAAGACGAGAGGCACCAUGAGUGCGGAGUUGGAUGCACUGACGGUGGUCAACCAGCUGCGAGAUCUUGCCGCAGACCCCCUCAACCGCAGAGCCAUAGUUGAAGAUCAGGGCUGUCUGCCAGGUCUCAUCCUUUUCCUGGACCACCCGAACCCCCAGGUGGUCUACUCGGCACUGUUGGCCGUGCGUUACCUAGCAGAAUGUCGAGCCAACAGGGAGAAGAUGAAGAGCGAGUUGGGCAUGAUGCUGAGCUUGCAGAAUGUCAUGCAGAAGAGUACGUCCCCUGGAGAAACCAAACUCUUGGCUUCAGAGAUCUAUGAGAUCUUGCAGUCGGCCGGUAAAGAAGAGGCGGAACAAGCGGAAGCAGCCGCCGCCUCCUGCCGACGUAAAGCUCAGUUCUUCCUGGGCUCUAACAACAAGAGGGCCAAGACUGUGGUGCUGCACAUCGACGGACUGGACGACUCGACUCGCAGAAGCCUGUGUGAGGAGGCUUUGUUGAAAAUCAGAGGAGUGAUCAGCUUCACCUUCCAGAUGGCCGUCAAGAGAUGUGUUGUGAGGAUCCGCUCCGACCUUAAAGCUGACGCGUUGGGCACAGCAAUCAACUCCACUAAAGUGAUGACAGCUCAACAGGUGGUGAAGACAGACGAUGGAGGAGAGCUGAUCAUGCCAUUCCAGGAGGACUGUGAAGGGGCGGCGGCCGUGGAGGAGAACAUCGACAUCCCCGACUACCUCCCAGAGGAGGAGAGUCCGUCCCAAGAGCCGGACAAGGCGGUGACACGUGUGGGCUCCGUCACCGACGGCAUGGGCUGGCUCAACACGGCCGCCAACUUCCUGACUCGCUCCUUUUAUUGGUGACACGUCACGGGCUUUACCUUUCCCACCACUUUGGACUCUGCCCCUCCCUCUUGCCUAACGCGCACACAGCGCCACCACAUGUAUGCAACAAGCGCUGCAGCGUGUGUGUAUAUAUCGAGCGCAGAGACAGUAUGCUAGGACUUUUCUCAUCAUUUUUUGUGCAUGGUUUUUGGUUGCUUUCCCAAUAUUUAUCUUUAUUUUCUGAUCAAUUGAUCAUUUCCCCCAUCUUACAGUUAUUUUUGAGCAUGCUCUCGUGCCAAUCUUGCCUCAUGGCUUGAUCCCUUUUUUUCUGUGCCUUUUCUUUGGACAUUUCAUGGUAAUUAUUCUAAUUUAUUUAUCAUUGUAACUUCCAACUAUUUAGAGAGCUCAGAACAUGCCAGAGGGACGGCAACAGGAUGAUUGACAGCUUGGACUUGCAAGCUUCCAGGUCCAACCUGGUAUACUAGCACCGAGCCUAGUUUAUCCAGUAGUGUUCUAAAAUGCUAUCAUACCAAUGAUAACUGUAUAUUUGUACAUUGUGUCCGAUCCGCCCAAAAAAUAGUAAUCUUGAAGGAAGCAUUUUUGGCUCAUUUUUACAAUUACCUCCACAAAAUGACAUUUUUGUUGCAGUGACAUCACAAUUAUUUGAACAGUGAUAUCCUGUCAACGUACAGUACAUAAUGAAGGUGG